UUAGUGUCAGUGGUAGCUUGAAUCCGUGGCGAACCGCGAUCUAUACUAGGCCGGUGCAGUCUCAGCAGGAGUGGGACCCUGAGGCUUGAGAAACAGGCUUUUCUUUGGUCCGGGACUCCCCGGCGUUCAGCGCUUCCCCCCCAUAACCGGACACCAAUUAUUCGGACUCUUUGCCUCAGACCCAGGAGUCAUAGAUGCCAGGAAGUAUGGCCCCCCUCAAGAAGCCUCGAAAUACCACAAAGUUGCCCCUGGCUUUAAACCCCCUGAAGAGCAAGGACGUGUUGGCAGUGCUGGCUGAGAGGAACCAGGCUAUAGUACCCGUUGGGGCAUGGGUGGAGCCUGCCCCGCCGGAUAGUUCAGCAGUCCCGGCAUCUACUUCAGCAUAUUUGAUUGAAGAAGAGCUAAAGGAACAGCUAAGAAAGAAACAAGAAGCUCUGAAGCAUUUUCAGAGACAAGUCAAACGCCGAGUAAAUCAGCAAGUUAGGCUGAGAAAAAAGCAACAACUUCAGAGGUCUUAUGAAGCCGCAGAAAAAGAAGGCUCUAUAGCCAUGCACUCUUCCGAUCUAGCAUACUUAACUCUUAAAAGAACGAGUGUUUUUCCAAACCAUUUGAAUGCUGCUAUUGGAAGUGCUAGGUUACCUCCUUCCCAGAAGCUUGAGGAUGGAAUAGAAGAUAGAGAGAAUCAGAAUGAACUAUUCCAACAACAAGCCCAGGCUCUUAGUCAAACCAUGAAAGAAGCACGUCAACGGCUGGCAUCAUUUAAAACUGUGAAUAAAAAAAAUGCAUCGGUGUUUCCAGAUGAUCGAAAGAAAAACUUUCCCACCCAAGAGGAACCUGACACUGAGGAAUCUUCAUCUAUUAUGAUAGAUAAGAAAGGGAAAAAGAAUUUGUCUUGGGGGGACCAGCAGGAUCUCCUUUUUGAAGACAAGGAUAUACCUUUCAGCACAGUUCAGAAAGUACAAUUCAAAAAUCCAUUAUUUGCUGUGAUGGAAGAGGAAGAGGUAAAGCAGUUACAUCAGGAUGUUCUGCCAGAAGCCCAGGAUUAUCUUCCAGAAGCCCAAGGUGACCUGCUGCAAACCCAGGGUGAUUUGACAGGCGUCUGCAGUGUUGAGCUGGAAGCCCAGAGUGUUGAGCUGAGGCUCAGUACCCAGGAUAUCGAGCUGGAAGACCAAGCUGUUGAGCCCAAAGCCCAGGCUGUUAAGACCAAAACUCAGAGUGUUAUGCUGAAAGAUCAGAAUGUUGAACUAGAAGAUGGGAAUAUUGUUUUGGAAGUCCAAGAUUUUCUACUCCAAAACCAGGCUUUUCUACCCACAGACCAGCAUAUUCUUCGCAAAGACCAGAAUGUUCUACCCAAAUGUCAGGACCAGGAUUUUCUACCCACAGACCAGCAUGUUCUUCCCAAAGACCAGAAUGUUCAACCCAAAUGCCAGGACCAGGAUUUUCUACCCAGAGAUCAGAAAGCAAAUUUGAAGCCGCCAGCAUCAAUUUUGAUAGGUAGGAGUGGGGGAGAGGUGUUUCCUCUGGAUGUCCAUCAGGAUCUUCUACACAGGCAUCAAGAUCAGGCCUUCAUCAAUGGCAAGAAGGUACGCUUCAAGGAGUCAUAUUGUGAUAUGACAAAUGAGAAAGGGAGAGAAGACUUUUCUCUGGCAGGUUAUCAGUAUCUGCCUCCUAAACUUCAGGACCAGGCCUUCAUCAGAGAUCAGAACAAGUGUAUCAAGCAGCCCUCAUCUUUUGAGAAAUGGGAGAUUGAAAGAGGAGUUGCUUCUGGAGUGCCAUCGCACAGGAACUAUGGGCAGGCCUCACAUAAUAUGACAGAUGAGAGAUGGAGAAAGGAGUUAUUUCUGGAGCACCAUGAAUAUGUUUUACAUGAAAUCCAGGAUCCAGGCUCCACCAGAGAGCAGAGCUUACGCUCCAUACGGCAACCAUCUGCUGGAACAGCUGAAAGACGGCGAGCAGGUUUGCUUCCGGCUGGCCAUCAACAUCUUCCACCCAAGCACCAGAGAGAGGCUUCCAGCAGCAGACAGGUUGGUGGUGAAUAUCAAUCAGGAUUGAACACUGAAUUCCAAACUCCACUGGCACUUCAGUCAGGAGUAAGUCAAGAGGAAGACAAGAAAGAGCGUCAAAAGCAGUACCUGAGAUAUAGACGACUCUUCAUGGAUAUUGAAAGAGAACAAGUGAAAGAACAACAAAGGCAAAAAGAACAAAGGAAGAAAAUUGAAAAAAUUAAGAAAAAGAAAGAGCAGCAACGUUAUGCUGAAGAGCAGAGGAUAUUAAGAAUGAACUUUCGUGAAGAGCCAUAUUCAGGGGAGAAGAUGAGUGAGAUACUAGCCCAGCUACAACUUGAGGAAGUAAAAGGAGCCAGAGAAAAACAACAGAAAGAAAAGGAGUACCAAAGGUACCGAGGCUUCAUCCUGCUGAUUACCUUCUUAAUCUACACCUGUUAUCACAUGUCCAGGAAGCCCAUCAGUGUCGUCAAGAGCCGUCUGCACCGCAACUGCUCAGGGAUGAUCCAGCCCAUCAACGACACCCACAGCCUCAACGACACCACGUGGUGCAACUGGGCCCCAUUUGAUCAGAGCAACUACAAGGAACUCCUGGGGGCGGUGGACAACGCCUUCCUCGUGGCCUACGCCGUCGGCAUGUUUAUCAGUGGCAUUUUUGGGGAGCGGCUCCCCCUCCGUUACUACCUUACAGCCGGAAUGCUGCUCAGCGGCCUUUUCACCUCGCUCCUUGGCCUUGGGUAUUUCUGGAACAUCCACGCCCUCUGGUACUUUGUUCUUAUCCAGAUCUGCAACGGACUCGUCCAGACCACGGGCUGGCCCUCCGUGGUGACCUGCGUAGGCAACUGGUUCGGGAAGGGGAAGCGGGGGCUCAUCAUGGGCAUCUGGAAUUCCCACACAUCCGUGGGCAACAUCCUGGGCUCCCUGAUCGCCGGCAUCUGGGUGGAUGAGCAGUGGGGCCUGUCCUUUGUGGUGCCCGGCGUCAUCACCGCCAUCAUGGGCCUCAUCACCUUCUUCUUCUUCAUUGAAUACCCAGAAGACGUGGGCUGCUCCCCACCUCAACACCAUGGUGGGCUGGAAGAGAACGUGGACGACGCUGAGGACCCUGGCAGUGGGCCCCACUCUAACAGAGAGAACGGCCUGGAGUCUGCUGUCACCUCCUCCAAGGAGCCAAGCGCUCAGCCCGCUGCCAUCAGCUUCUCUGGGGCGCUCUGGAUCCCGGGUGUGGUCGAGUUCUCCUUGUGUCUGCUCUUUGCCAAGCUGGUCAGUUACACCUUCCUCUACUGGCUGCCCCUCUACAUCUUCAAUGUGGUUCACUUUAGUGCCAAGGAGUCUGGGGACCUGUCCACGCUCUUCGAUGUUGGUGGCAUCGUAGGCGGCAUCCUGGCGGGGCUCAUCUCUGACUACACCAAUGGCAGGGCCACCACCUGCUGCGCCAUGCUGAUCUUGGCUGCCCCCAUGAUGUUCCUGUACAACUACGUUGGCCAGAGCGGGAUCAGUAUCUCCAUAGUAAUGCUGCUUAUCUGUGGAGCCCUGGUCAACGGCCCUUAUGCCCUCAUCACCACUGCUGUCUCGGCUGACCUGGGCACGCACAAGAGCCUGAAGGGCAACGCGAAGGCGCUCUCCACCGUCACGGCUAUCAUCGACGGCACUGGAUCCGUAGGUGCGGCUCUGGGGCCUCUGCUGGCCGGGCUCAUUUCCCCCACAGGCUGGAACAAUGUCUUCUACAUGCUCAUCACUGCCGACAUCCUGGCCUGCUUGCUCCUCUGCCGGCUGGUGUACAAAGAGAUCCUGGCCUGGAAGGCAUCCCUGAGUAGAGACAGAGGUUCAGAAACCAAGGGCAUCUGGCCCCUCUGCCUGGGGUGUGCAGACAGAAGCGGCUACCAAGCAAAGCCUCUGGAGCAAAACCCAAAGCUGGCCUGCUGUGCUCUCUGCCUGUUGCCCAGCGGUGGCGGGAAGCUCUUGCUAAUGAGAAGCUGCCGGAGCGAUGGACCUGGUCUGGAUGGUAAAUGUGAGGAAGAGCCCACUGGGGUCAUGGUAACCAGCACUGUAUCUGGGGGAGAACUUCCCUUUGAGGAAGGCGUCGUCCGGGUUAAGGGGGAGAAGAAUGCAGGGCAGGAGGCAUUAACGGAGUCUGUGCCCUGCCCUGCCCUGGAGGGGGAGCAGUGA
Messenger RNA from Eubalaena glacialis (North Atlantic right whale), 4169 nucleotides. RefSeq names its product coiled-coil domain-containing protein 15-like. The transcript has 33 exons. Gene Ontology annotation, cellular component: endoplasmic reticulum membrane. Gene Ontology annotation, molecular function: glucose 6-phosphate:phosphate antiporter activity. The record is from RefSeq and is a predicted model, not a curated record. Gene Ontology annotation, biological process: phosphate ion transmembrane transport; glucose-6-phosphate transport. NCBI's taxonomy places the organism in Eukaryota, Metazoa, Chordata, Mammalia, Artiodactyla, Balaenidae. Bases 195 to 4169 code for a protein of 1324 amino acids.